AUGUAGUAGUUGGGCGUUAUUUGAUUGUCUUUAUUGUUUAUUAUUUCCCAUCUCCGAUUCCCACCUUCCCUCAUUCAUUAUUCAUCGAUUAAAGGCAAAAAAGAAAUGAUUUUUAUUAUUAAUUAUAUAAUUUUCGAAUCCAACUGUUUCUUUCGUCCACGGCGGCUUCUUUCUUCUUUAUUAUAUUUUCUUUUCCACAGCUGUUGUUGCCGCAAAAUCUGGAAAUUCUACUUUAUUUUUAUAUAUACAUACAUGUGUGUGUAUAUAUAUAUAUAUAUGCGUGUGUGCGUGUGUGAUACAAGCUCGUUGUAUGUAAAUUGAGGGUUCUGUGGUCAAGUAAAGUAUGCUAUUGCACGGUGAAGAAUAAAAAGUAGAAGGAGAGUGUGAUGGGGAGUGAAUGGACCGCGUUUUGCGGUGCCGAUUCGCCACCCUCAUCGUGCGUAAACCACGCGUCGAUAAUUUGUUUCGACGCCCUGCUCUUGAUCGUUUUCUUGUUCACUGUAUUCUCCAAAGCAUCACCACACAACACGGCUGCAUCUAUUCGCAAAAAAUCGAUUUUGCAGCUAGUGUCGGCUAUUUAUAACGGACUUUUGGGAUUUUUUUACUUGUCUUUCGGAGUUUGGAUCUUGGUGGAGAAGCUAAGAAAAACUCGAGCUUUUCUACCUCCGCAAUGGUGGUUGGUAUUCAUUAUCCAUGGAUUGGUAUGGUUAUUGCUCGGGUUAACCGUAAGCCUUAGGGGACAAAAUUUUUCGAGAAUUCGAUUGAGAGUGUUGUCGAUUCUAGUAUUCGUCUUUUCCGGAAUUACGUGCGGGUUGUCACUUUUCAGCGGUGUUCUUGAAGAGAAGGAGAUGUCGGUUGAGAUAGUUUUGGAUGUGUUGUCUUUUGUUGGAUCGAGUUUGUUGGUGUUGUGUACUUACAGAGGUUACGAAUACGUAGCUGACGAUGAGAAUAAUAUUAAUGCUCCAUUGCUCGAAACAAAAGAUUAUUCUCCCGAAGCAACGACCCCGUUUGCAAACGCGGGUUUUUUGAGUAAAUUCACGUUUUGGUGGUUGAAUCCAUUGAUGAAAAGGGGAAAGGAGAAAACCCUCGAAGACGAAGAUAUACCCAAAUUGCGCGAAGAGGAUCGAGCGGAAUCGUGCUAUUCGGUAUAUACGGAGAUGUAUAAUAGACGAAAGAAACGAUCCGAUCCAUCGAUUUUAAAGACGAUACUGCUAUGCCACUGGCAAGAAAUUUUGAUUUCGGGUUUCUUCGCACUACUCAAGAUAGUUACUAUCUGUUCGGGUCCCGUUUUGCUCAAAGCCUUCAUUAAAGUUGCAGAAGGACAAGAAAGUUUCGAUCACGAGAAAUACAUACUUGUCGUAAUACUCUUCUUCACGAAGAUCGUCGAAUCGAUAUCUCAAAGGCAGUGGUACUUUCGAGCUAGGCUGAUCGGUAUCAAGGUGAGGUCGCUGCUGACAUCAGCCAUUUACCGAAAGCAGCUGAGAUUAUCGAAUGCCGCUAGAGUAACUCACUCGAGCGGUGAGAUAAUGAACUACGUGACAGUGGACGCUUAUCGAAUCGGAGAAUUCGCAUUCUCGUCGCAUCAGCUGUGGACGACCAGCCUCCAGCUCUGCCUCGUCAUCGUCAUUCUCUUCCAAUCCGUGGGGCCCGCAACAAUCGCUUCGAUGAUAGUGAUCGUCGCCACAGUUGCUUGCAACAUGCCGCUUGCGAAACUGCAGCACAAGUUCCAGUCGAAGCUGAUGGUGGCGCAGGACGUGAGGCUGAAGGCGAUGGGCGAGGCUCUCGCGAACAUGAAGGUGCUGAAACUGUACGCGUGGGAAGGGCAUUUCAGGCACGUCGUCGAAAAACUGCGCGCCGUCGACUACGAGUGGCUGUCGGCCGUUCAGAUGAGGAAAGCGUACAAUUCGUUUCUGUUUUGGUCUUCGCCCGUGGUGGUUUCUGCUGCUACGUUCGGCUCGUGCUAUCUGCUUGGAGUUCCGUUGACUUCGAGCAACGUGUUUACUUUCGUGGCGACUUUACGCUUGGUUCAGGAUCCCGUCAGAAGUUUUCCCGAUGUUAUCGGUGUGUUCAUUCAAGCUAAAGUCGGUUUCGCUAGGAUCGUAAAUUUUCUAGAGGCACCUGAGCUCGAAACCGAACAUAACCGAGCGAAGCAGCAAACGGACGAUGUAAAUCAGAUUAGUGUUUCUUUUAAGUCGGCCAAUCUUUCGUGGGACGAGAAUUUAUCGAAGCCUACACUUAGAAACAUCGAUUUGACCGUUAAACGAGGCGAAAAGAUUGCAAUUUGUGGAGAAGUUGGUUCCGGAAAGUCGACACUUCUUGCAGCAGUUCUUGAAGAAGUUCCCGUAACCGAGGGAACUGUUCAAGUACACGGGACAAUAGCCUACGUGUCUCAAUCAGCCUGGAUUCAGACAGGUAGUAUACGAGACAACAUUCUCUUCGGUUCUGCAAUGGAUAACGAGAGGUAUCAAGAUACACUAGACAAGUGUUCGCUCGUAAAAGAUCUCGAGCUGCUACCGUACGGAGAUUUAACCGAGAUCGGAGAAAGAGGAGUCAGUCUCAGCGGCGGUCAAAAGCAACGAAUUCAACUCGCACGAGCUCUCUACAAGCGUGCCGAUAUAUAUCUAUUGGACGAUCCCUUUAGUGCCGUUGAUGCGCACACCGCCACAAGCCUGUUUAAUGAAUAUGUCAUGGCAGCCCUUUCGGACAAGACGGUCGUACUCGUCACUCAUCAAGUUGACUUUCUUUCCGCGUUCGAUUCCGUUUUGUUGAUGUCCGAUGGAGAGAUUUUGCGUGCUGCUCCUUAUCCGGAGCUGUUGGCCACUAGCAAAGAGUUUCAAGAACUUAUUCACGCGCACGAAGAAACGGCUGGUUCGGAGAGGCUUUCGGGCGUGAACGAAUUGUCUAAAAAUGUUGACAAAAUUUAUCCGAAAGAGAUUCGCGAGGAGAAGAAAGCCGUGGCGUGCGGAGGUGGUCAGUUGAUAAAGAAAGAAGAGAGAGAAACCGGCGACAUGGGAUUGAAACCGUAUAUUCUGUAUCUAAAGCAGAACAGAGGAUUUUUAACAUUUUCGAUAGCUGCGCUUUGUCACUUGUCGUUUGUCAUCGGUCAGAUUAUACAAAACUCGUGGAUGGCUGCGAAUGUCGACGAUCAAGAAUUUAGCAGAUUGAGGCUGAUUCUCGUCUACUUGUUGAUCGGAGUUGUUUCGUCGCUGUUUUUGCUGAGUAGGACGAUAUUUUCCGUCGUUUUGGGAUUGCAGUCGUCGAAAGCGUUGUUUUCGCAGCUCUUGGUUUCUUUGUUCCGUGCACCGAUGUCGUUUUACGACUCUACGCCUUUGGGAAGAAUACUGAGCAGGGUAUCUUCCGAUUUGAGUAUUGUUGACCUCGAUGUGCCGUUCAACUUGAUAUUCACCGUUGGAGCAACAACAAAUUGCUAUGCUAAUCUUGUUGUAUUGGCUGUUAUCACUUGGCAAGUUUUAUUCGUCUCCGUACCGAUGAUCUUUCUGGCUGUUUACUUACAGAGGUACUACUACUCCUCUGCUAAAGAGUUGAUGCGAAUAAACGGAACAACAAAGUCCUUUGUGGCGAACCAUCUUUCCGAAUCGGUAGCCGGAGCAAUCACCAUAAGAGCUUUCAAAGAAGAGGACCGUUUUUUCGAAAAGAAUCUUCUACUUAUCGACAACAACGCAACUCCCUUUUUCCACUACUUUUCGGCAAACGAGUGGUUGAUACAAAGACUCGAAACCCUCAGUGCAACCGUUCUUGCCGUUGCAGCUCUCUGCAUGGUUUUACUUCCUCAAGGAACUUUUAGCUCCGGAUUUAUCGGGAUGGCAUUGUCAUAUGGCCUAUCGUUGAACAAUUCACUAGUGUUCUCGAUUAACAACCAGUGCAACUUGUCGAAUUAUAUCGUUUCCGUAGAAAGAAUCGGCCAGUAUAUGAACAUUCCAAGCGAAGCGCCUGAAGUGAUAGAUGAUAAUCGACCACCCGUCGACUGGCCUUCCGAGGGUAAAGUAGAGAUUCAACACUUGGAGAUUAGAUAUAGAAGAGAUGCACCGCUUGUUCUACGAGGGAUUAGUUGCACAUUUGAAGGAGGACACAAAAUCGGAAUAGUUGGUCGAACCGGGAGCGGGAAAAGCACGCUUAUCGGUGCCCUGUUUCGUCUUGUGGAACCUUCCGGAGGGAAAAUUAUUGUGGACGGGAUUGACAUUACGAAAAUCGGGCUUCAUGAUUUGAGGUCCCGUUUCGGGAUUAUACCUCAAGACCCGACUCUCUUCACUGGUACCGUCAGAUUCAAUUUGGAUCCAUUGGCUCAACAUACUGACAAUGAAAUAUGGGAGGUUCUAGGCAAGUGCCAGCUCAAAGAUACCGUUCACGAGAAAGAAGGGGGAUUAGAUUCGCCAGUUAUGGAAGACGGAUCGAACUGGAGCAUGGGGCAGAGGCAACUCUUCUGCCUCGGGCGUGCUUUACUGAGGAGAAGCAAGAUCUUGGUUCUCGACGAAGCUACCGCCUCCAUCGACAAUGCAACCGACACUAUCUUACAGAGAACUAUUCGGACCGAGUUUGCCGAUUGUACUGUCAUCACUGUGGCCCACAGAAUACCAACUGUCAUGGAUUCUACUAUGGUUUUAGCUAUUAGUGAUGGGAAAAUGGUGGAGUAUGAUGAACCGAUGGAGCUGAUGAAGAGAGAAGAUUCGUUGUUCGGGCAGCUUGUUAAGGAAUACUGGUCUCAUUCUUGAUCUUAAUUCGGAGUUAGAAUUUAAGUUAGACUUGUAAUCGAUCUCUUCUGUGUAUUUGCCACAAUGUAGACGUUCGAGCGUUCCACGUUUUAUUUGAUGCUACACAAACUACGUGUAAUUUGCACACAACACAGACAGUAUACAUGUAUCUGUGUGUGGAAUUGUGUGUAGAUCUACAGUGUAAAGCCAUAAAACUACCCGGCGUAUUUUUUCGGAGUGUAGCGUCUAAAAUAAAAGAGUUUUCUAUCGU
This is a messenger RNA of Erythranthe guttata (spotted monkey flower), 4980 nucleotides long. Its product is annotated as ABC transporter C family member 10. Gene Ontology annotation, molecular function: ABC-type transporter activity; ATP binding; ATP hydrolysis activity. Gene Ontology annotation, biological process: transmembrane transport. Lineage: Eukaryota; Viridiplantae; Streptophyta; Magnoliopsida; Lamiales; Phrymaceae. Gene Ontology annotation, cellular component: membrane. The record is from RefSeq and is a predicted model, not a curated record.